Molecule: messenger RNA, 3553 nt
Organism: Lontra canadensis (Northern American river otter)
Lineage: Eukaryota; Metazoa; Chordata; Mammalia; Carnivora; Mustelidae
Gene: CUEDC1
Product: CUE domain containing 1
Exons: 13
Coding region: 634-1806 (390 amino acids)
Molecular function (GO): ubiquitin binding
Source: RefSeq, a predicted model, not a curated record
CGCCACCGCCGCCACCACCGCCGGAUCGCGGCCCCUCCCCCGCCCGCCGGCCCCUCGAGCCCGCGGGGAGCGGACGCGCGUGGCGGCUACUCGAGGCAGAGGAGGUGUUUGUUAGAAGAUCACACAGAGCCUGGACCAGAGGAAAUGGACAAGACUAGCUUGGGGUGUUGUCGGGAGGUCAAGUUAAGUUUACAGGCUAUUAGACCAUAACGCUGUAAAAGAGAGAGUACUUCACAUGUGCUCUCAUCUGUAGAGACAGUGUAAGGAGGAGGUUAAGAAGAGCAUGGACUCUGGAGCUCUGCCGUUUGGAUUCAAAUUCUGGCUCCGUCACUGACUGUGUGAUCCCACGUGGGACCCUCGGCUUCAGGAUGCCCCGGGGGUGUGGAUGACCAGCGGCCCCGGCCCGGAUGCCGCCGCCCCGCGAGGGCCGCUCCCCGAGGGCCGCCGGUGGCCCUGCGCCCUAGCCUCCCCACCCGAGGACCCCGCGCGCCCCGCCCCCGCCUGGCCGCCCAGGGUAGCGGGAGCCGCGGGAGGGAGCCCCCCGAGCGCACCGAGCGAGCGGCCACGGCGCAGGGAUCCGGGGGCAGGGGCUCGGCGCCGGCCGCAAACAUUUUCCCCCCGCGGCUCGGCAAAAUGACCAGCCUGUUCCGCCGGAGCAGCAGCGGCGGCGGCGGCGGCGGCGGGGGCGGCUCGGCGGGGGCGCGCGGGGCCGGGGCCGGGGCCGGAGCAGCUGCCUCGCAGGAGCUCAACAACAGCCGGCCGGCCCGUCAGGUGCGCCGCCUCGAGUUCAACCAGGCCAUGGACGACUUCAAAACCAUGUUCCCCAACAUGGAUUACGACAUCAUCGAGUGCGUGCUGCGCGCCAACAGCGGCGCAGUGGACGCCACCAUCGACCAGCUCCUUCAGAUGAACCUGGAGGGCGGUGGCGGCAGCGUCUACGAGGACAGCUCCGACUCGGAGGACAGCAUUCCCCCGGAGAUCUUGGAAAGGACUUUGGAGCCUGACAGUUCUGAUGAAGAGCCCCCGCCUGUCUACUCCCCGCCAGCCUAUCACAUGCACAUGUUCGACAGGCCUUACCCUCUGGCGCCCCCCACACCACCUCCCCGCAUCGAUGUGCUGGGCUCCGGACCUGCAUCGAGCCAUAGGCGCUACCGUAACUGGAACCCACCCCUGCUGGGCAACCUCCCAGAUGACUUUCUCCGCAUCCUGCCCCAGCAGCUGGACAGCAUACAGGGUAACCCCAGCGGCUCUAAGCCCAGGAACAGCGAGGGAGGCCUACCCUCUGUGGCUGGGCCCGGGGCACGGGACCAGGAGAACCGCUGGAAGCAGUACCUGGAGGACGAGAGGAUUGCGCUUUUCCUGCAGAAUGAGGAGUUCAUGAAGGAGCUGCAGCGCAACCGGGACUUCCUGCUGGCCCUGGAGAGAGAUCGUUUGAAAUAUGAGUCCCAGAAAUCCAAAUCCAGCAGCAGCUUGGCUGUGGGAAACGACUUUGGCUUUCCGUCUUCUGCCCCAGGAACCAGUGACGCCAAUCCUGCUGUGUCUGAAGAUGCCUUAUUCAGGGACAAGUUGAAACACAUGGGAAAAUCCACCCGGAGGAAGCUGUUCGAGCUGGCCAGGGCCUUCUCCGAGAAGACCAGGAUGAGGAAGUCAAAGAGGAAACACUUGUCCAAGCACCAGUCGCUGGGAGCUGCGGUGUCAACAGCUAACCUCCUAGACGACGUGGAGGGCCACACUUGCGAUGAAGACUUCCGGGGACGGCGACAGGAGGUACCCAAGGUGGAGGAAGCCCUAAGGGAAGGACAAUAAGAGAUGCCAGCAGUUCCUCCUUGCCGGAGAUGUCUGACUCGGUGGAGGUGGCCGGAGAGCCAAACCGGCCCCCAGCUGAAGGGCCCAGCUGCCACCAGACAGAUGGCGCCGAGGACUGAGGCCUGGUGAUUCUCCAGCCACGGUCCAGCCCCACCACUGCCACCGUCACUGCCACUUUCCAUGGGACUUAGAACUUUGGAGUUUUGUGCUGUGAUUGGAGGAAGGACCUGGGGCCCUAGGGGCAGCAGCCCAUCCUAGCCCCUCUUGUAGCCAGGCUGUUCUGUGGGCCAUGAGUGGAAAUGCAGGAACCACCACCACGUACCCCCACCCCACCGCCCUGCCGCUUACUUUAAAAAAAUCCCAGAAAAAAGGCAAAGGUUGGAGUACCCGAAAGGGCAGGAUGGUGAAGCCCCUGAAUGGGGAGCCCCUGCCCCCCUCCUUUCCCCAUCUCUCCUUCUGGGCCCCAGAUACUGCCUGACCCUCUAUCCCCAUCCCCAGCUCCCAUCUGGGCACCUUGCGUCCUUUAUUCCCAUGGCUUCCUGCAUCUUGGCCUUUCCCCCAGGCCUGCCGUUCGUGCAACCCCUGGCCAGAGCCAUGGGUGGGAGAGCGCUGGGCAGUCACUCAGGCCCCUCUGAGGAGUGACGGGCCACUAUAGAGAGUGAGUUACUGGCCACCCUGCCAGGGCCCCACCAACUGCCUCUGUUAGGGGUUGGCAUGGGCCCCUGCCAGGGAUGGGGAAGGUGGCCACCCUGGAGCUGGGGGACUCUUGGCUAGGCAGGAGUGUUCUGGACUGUGGCAGAAGACAAAAGCGGGUUCUGGAUGGGACCCUGCAGUCACUUAACAGUGGGGGCUCAUGGGGGCUCUGAGUAGAAGUCCUGCUGUCACUAAGGGUGGGCAGCAGCAGGUUCUGAGGUGACCCUUGAGAAAGUGCAGGACUGAGAAGCAAGGGGAAGAGGUGGCCAGCUCUGUGGGGGUGCCUGGGGCAGAAGGGCUUCCUGGUACCUCUCGCCAAGAACAAGACAGUGAAUGGUUUGCGAAGGCACACUCCGGUUCCACAAGCCUUAUCGGGCACCAACCACUGCCAGUGGGAGGGCGGCUGGCCCAGUCUCUCCGGCCAGCCUCCAAGAUGGGAACGCGCUGACCUCUCUGGAGAGCCAGGGAGCCUGGGCAGGCACGAGGGGUUCCCCCUCCUUCCCUGCAGUGGGGAACCUGCCCAGCCCAACAUUGCUAGGUGGGGAGUGGGAGCCCGGCCUUGGCCGGACCUGGUGGCCACACGUCACCCCGAGAUAAUGAGGGCGUGGCGGGCACAGUCGCACCUCGUUCCACUGAGGCCCCGGUCCACUGGGAGGCUCAGCUUACCCCGCGCACUCCGGAGAGGCGGCCCCCUGGGCUGGGGGGACGGACACGCCUCCGCCUGACCAAGUUUGGCGGCUGCACAAGGCCUGGGGCGCUGGCACGGGGACCUCCUGCCCUCCGCUGCUCCCUGCGACCCGGCCAGAGCUCCCCCGACCGCCGCAAGCCCCCAGGCCGCCAGGCCAAGCUCCAGAUGGUCUGGCCCCUGGGGCAGAGGAGAGGCCCCCCGGGCUGUGGCCCUGACCCCUCCCAGCGCAUGGUGAGGGAAGCCUCAGCCCUGAGUCUGUGUGUGUUGCUUUGUUAGUUGUGUUUUCUCCUAUGUGUGGGUUUUUUUCUUGGAGCUGUUUCAUAGGAAUUCCUGUAAUAAAGACUUGGUGUUCUCUUGGUGCUCUGA